AUGUCUGAACCUUGCAAACGGAAAUUGGUGACGCUUUUGCCCAACACCAUGAAAAAGCGCCAGCAGCGGGCCGCUCCCAAGCCCACGACGGUGUUCAACAACCCUCAGGGUGCUACAAAAGGCCAGCCCAAGCUCCGCUUCCUGAAGUCUUGUGCAAGGUGUCGCAAACACAAAAUCAAAUGCAAUCUCAGCGAAACGCGCCCAAACCCGUGCUCUGCCUGCUCCCGGCGGGGCCACGAUUGCCACAUUGAAACUGUCGUCCAUGUCCAGCGCUCCACAAUCAUCAAGAACAUCGCAGAUAGCAUUGAGGACAUGAAGGCCCUGGUGGACAUGUUGAUGUUGCAGGAUCGUUUACUUCAAAACAUUUGCCAGGAAAGAGGAAUCAAGGUAGACGGGCUUUUCAAUCUAGAGUCUAUCUCUGCUUACCCCUCUCCCAUGUCUUCGCAUACUCCUUCUUGCGACGAGAGCUGUAAGUCGCUUUCCAUCGACUCAUGUUCGCCGGUCCCUUCGGAUGACGAAUACUCUUUCGAUGAGUCCCCUUGCUUUAGUCUUGGUAGCAAGGACUAUCCUGCCGCCACUAUCCAGUCCUGGUUCAGCAUGUUCAACACAUGCUACCUGGCAAAAGUGCCUAUCAUGCACCACAUAUCCUCGCCAACUCAGCUGCACCAUCAGUCGCCACUUCUCUUUUGGACAGUCGCCUAUCUUGUGUCCAAAGAUGCAGACAUUGUUGGCUAUUUGAAACAGCAGUUGCAGGGCUCCACCGAUAUUUAUUCCAUUCAGGCUAUUGUACUGUUGGCAUCUUUUCCUCAGAAACACAAUUUCGACAUCUACUCUCUUCUCCAGCGUGCGAGAGAGAUUGCUGUCCAGCACGAGCUCAACAAAGAUUAUUCCCCGCACUCGAAAUUAUCCUCCACUCACUCGCAGAAUAUCUGGUGUUUGAUUUUUGUGCUUGGAACUCUACAUAGCUUCAGACUGGGGAAACAAUGGUCGACCUCGUCAGACAGGCUGUUGGAGCUUAAGAAAAAUCAGAGCUCGUAUACUGGAGAGCUGGUGAACAUCACGCUCUAUUUCUCAAAGAUGCUGAACAGUCUUGUUUUCGACAUUGACAAGGAAAACGCAGCAAAGGACAAUCUGAUCCAAAGCUCCCUGUCUUCCUGGAAGCACCAGUUGAGCUCAAUAGCAUCGCCAGAAUAUCAGUCCCUUCGCUCUUUAUUGUCUGUGAUUCAUCUAACUCUAACUCUUCUAGAGCCUGCAAAAGAACUGGCAGACAAAGCUAUCCAAUACUCUGCCCUGAUAUCCCGUUGUCGCGAACUGGUGGACCAACUGGUGGGGGUGGAUGUCGAACAGUCCCCAAUAUUUAUUAAGAUCGCUUUGGAUUUUGCUACACUCUUGACUCUUCGCCUCAGCACAACGCCUUAUAGCUCUUGCACUAAAGAGGAACAAGCCGCUUUGGAGAUGUUUGUGAAAAUGUUUAAAAAGCUCUCGUCAACGCGGGAGCUUGAAAACUCCUCAGAGCUGAUAAUGUCGAUCGUCCAUUACCAAACCACAACCGUUUCUCACGGGUCUCUGUAUUACCAAACAUACUCGUUUGCAACCAAGCUUUUGCAAGGCCUUUACCCAACGCUGAAUGACGAACAGAACCCAGAUACUGAGGAUCCCUACGUGAUGGACGCUGAAUACCGCUUGUUCCAGCAGCUCAAGAACUUGGAUUUGAGCAACCCAGAGAAACCAAAGCCUUUCGACGUUGUCGACGUGUUUUUGAGACUGGAAGAUGAAACAGAUACUCUUAAUGAGAUGCUUUAA
This is a messenger RNA of Ogataea parapolymorpha DL-1, 1803 nucleotides long. RefSeq names its product putative transcription factor SEF1. Gene Ontology annotation, biological process: regulation of DNA-templated transcription. The transcript has a single exon. Lineage: Eukaryota; Fungi; Ascomycota; Pichiomycetes; Pichiales; Pichiaceae. The coding region runs from base 1 to 1803 and encodes 600 amino acids. The record is from RefSeq and is a predicted model, not a curated record. Gene Ontology annotation, molecular function: DNA-binding transcription factor activity, RNA polymerase II-specific; zinc ion binding.